AUGUCUCACCACAGACACCUAUCCGAAGACGCAGCCAUCUUCUCCCCCUCCGUGGCCCGACAAGCCGCCUCUGCCGCUCGUGACUGGUCCUACAUCGACUCAUGGCUAUCGGCCAAGUACGCCGGCCGUCCGGUGCCGUCGUUCGAACGCAACCCCGAAACCCUGCAGGCGCUCCUCGCGCUGGCGGCAUUUAACGAAGUCGCCGACGAGGAGAGACAGAUGGUCUCCCGCGCGGAGAAGGAUGCCCUGAUUGAGCUCGAGAGUAUGGACGGCAACAAGACGGAUGGCAACAACAAGUUGAGGGAUGCCAUCCUCGCCGCCGUGGAGGACGAGCUCCCCCAUGAGGGUCAGACGGCCCUCGAUGCCAUGGCCAGCAUGGCCGUGCAGGCCGGCAUCGCCCACCCGGAACCCGAGGACCUGGCCCGCAGCCUCAUGCAGGCCCAGCGCCGUGUCCACGCCGCGGAGCAAAUGCAGGCUCGCGUCGAUGCGCUGCAGGGCUACGUAGAGGCCGAUGUCGACCGCAUGGCCGACCUGGUGCGCGCCCUCGACACCCGCGACGACUACAGACCCCCGGCCCACAUGGCCAGGGAGAACCUCGACCUGCAGCGCAAGGUCAAGACCAUGACGGCCCAGCUGCCCGAGCUGCAGGGCCGCGUCGCCGCUGCCCAGGCCUCCUCUGCCAACCCACGCGCCACCAUCGAGGACGUCUCCCUCCAGGAGCAGGCUUACCUUGACCUGCUCGCCCAAAAGAAGCAGCUCGACGCCCAGAUAUCCGCCUUUGCCGGCCUGCCCAGCGAUCCCGACCUGGCUCGUGACGAGCUCGAUCAUCUCCGAUCCCAGCUGCGUCGUGCCACGUCCCAGCGCGAUGCUGUCUUUGAGGGUCUCGUGGAACGCGAAAGUCCUGUCAAGCGUCGGCAUUGA
Molecule: messenger RNA, 921 nt
Organism: Geosmithia morbida
Lineage: Eukaryota; Fungi; Ascomycota; Sordariomycetes; Hypocreales; Bionectriaceae
Product: HAUS augmin-like complex subunit 1
Exons: 1
Coding region: 1-921 (306 amino acids)
Biological process (GO): spindle assembly
Cellular component (GO): cytosol; HAUS complex
Source: RefSeq, a predicted model, not a curated record